CCCUGUGUAGGCACCGUAUUUCGUCGUGUUGCGUAAUUUCCGGUGUUGCGUAUUUCCGGUUUAGCUAAUUCGUCCAUGCGCCUGAAACGGUGAAUUUUUCAGGCGAACCAGACCGAGUAGAAUUACAGCAGUAAUGUUUAAACUGGAAGGGCUGGGACCCAAAAUGGACCCGGAGGAGAUGAAGAAGAAAAUGCGACAAGAUGUCAUCUUGUCUUUACGAAACUUCCUUAUUUACGUCGCUCUGCUUAGAGCCACGCCGUAUGUGUUAAAGAAGCUGGACAGCAUAUGAGCGGAGCAGCUCGUCUCCUCCUCCUCCAUCCAUUCACAGAGAGCUGAUUGCAUCAGAGACGGCAUGGAUGUCCAGAAGCAGACUGCUGGUUCCAUUACAAAAUCACAGCGGAAAAUUACCAGCGUUUGUCCAUCACUGCAGUGGAGAAACCGGCUCACACACAUUCAGUUUUGUUUCACUUUGUAAACUUUUUUUCUUUUUUUUAACUAUUAUUAUUAUUAAAACACAUUGUCACUCUUUGUUUAUACAUGUUUUGUCUUUAAUAGUUUCUUCCAGAUGUCAUAAUAAAGUCAAUCCAUGUUUA
This is a messenger RNA of Pundamilia nyererei, 593 nucleotides long. RefSeq names its product translocase of outer mitochondrial membrane 5 homolog (yeast) (gene tomm5). The coding region runs from base 134 to 289 and encodes 51 amino acids. Lineage: Eukaryota; Metazoa; Chordata; Actinopteri; Cichliformes; Cichlidae. Gene Ontology annotation, cellular component: mitochondrial outer membrane translocase complex. The record is from RefSeq and is a predicted model, not a curated record. The transcript has 2 exons.